Molecule: messenger RNA, 645 nt
Organism: Gastrolobium bilobum
Lineage: Eukaryota; Viridiplantae; Streptophyta; Magnoliopsida; Fabales; Fabaceae
Exons: 5
Coding region: 1-645 (214 amino acids)
Biological process (GO): regulation of root meristem growth
Molecular function (GO): growth factor activity
Source: RefSeq, a predicted model, not a curated record
AUGAGAAGAAGAAACACUAGGAUGAAGUUCAGUGUGCUCUCAAGCCUUUUACUAGUAUAUCUCUUGGUCAUGACUGUCCAAGGGGACUCAUCAUCACCAAGCGUUGUUCCAGGUUAUGAAGGGGACAAAAACAAGUUUGAGGUGACUGGAGUUACAGCCAUGGCUGCUCAAAAGGAACCAUUUGAUCAGAGAGGUGGAGCUGUUCAUAUGAGGAAGCUAGGGCUUGGAGGUAAGAAACUUACUACACAAGAAGAGACAAGCAUGGAUUCUAAGAAUGGAAAAGGAGCAUAUGAAGGAGGAACUUCAAAGAUUUCAGGUAAGGAGAAUGAUGGUUUGAAGAAGCCUUUCGGAAGCUUAGAAGAACAAGAGAAUGAUCAUCAGAAGCAUAUGAUAAUGGGGUCAAAGGCUUAUUUGAAAUUCACCAAGUUUGUGAAGUGUGCAAAAGGUUGCAAUGGCGUGCCAUCAAUUAAAGCCAGCUUAGAGAGUUCCUCAAGGUCUGAAGAACCUCAUCAAGGUGCUGCUCCGAAAGAUGAAACCAAAAGUCUUGUUGAUGCUGCAAAAGAGGUUGCAAAUCUGAUAUAUAAGGAUUAUAAGGGAAGGCCAAGUCACAAGCCACCCAUCAAUAAUCAUGAGCCUAGAAAUUGA